Sinocyclocheilus anshuiensis is the source of this 930-nucleotide messenger RNA. RefSeq names its product eukaryotic translation initiation factor 4E-1A. The transcript is spliced from 8 exons. Gene Ontology annotation, molecular function: RNA 7-methylguanosine cap binding; translation initiation factor activity. Gene Ontology annotation, cellular component: eukaryotic translation initiation factor 4F complex; cytoplasm. Lineage: Eukaryota; Metazoa; Chordata; Actinopteri; Cypriniformes; Cyprinidae. The record is from RefSeq and is a predicted model, not a curated record. Gene Ontology annotation, biological process: translational initiation. The coding region runs from base 68 to 718 and encodes 216 amino acids.
GUUCGGUUGAGUUGGGCCAAUCAAAUAGUGUUUUCACACACGGAAAGACCCUUCACAUUUGUAGAAGAUGGCGACUGCUGAACCGGAAACUUCAACAAACCCAUCAAAUUCAGAAGAAGAAAAAAAAGACGAAAAUAAGCAAGAGAUAGUUAGUCUUGAAGAUUAUAUUAAACAUCCUCUGCAGAACAGAUGGGCUCUUUGGUUCUUUAAAAAUGACAAAAGCAAAACAUGGCAAGCUAAUCUCCGUCUCAUCUCAAAGUUUGACACAGUGGAAGACUUCUGGGCGUUAUACAAUCACAUUCAGUUAUCAAGUAACUUAAUGUCAGGAUGUGACUACUCCCUCUUCAAGGAUGGCAUUGAGCCCAUGUGGGAAGAUGAGAGAAACAAGCGGGGCGGCCGCUGGCUGAUUACCCUGUCCAAACAGCAGCGCAGAGCCGACCUGGACCGCUUCUGGUUGGAGACGCUUUUGUGCCUUGUGGGAGAAGCAUUUGAUGACCACAGUGACGACGUCUGUGGUGCUGUCGUCAACAUCCGAACAAAGGGAGACAAAAUAGCAAUAUGGACAACAGACUACGAGAACAAAGAUGCUGUUGUACACAUAGGGCAUGUGUAUAAGGAAAGAUUAGGUGUGCCUUCGAAAGUCAUCAUUGGAUACCAGUCACAUGCAGACACAGCCACCAAAAGUGGUUCCACCACCAAGAAUAAGUUUGUUGUUUAAGGAGUGAGUAUUUUUUUGAUAAUGCUGCAACAGUCUGAAUCUUUAUCAAAUUCAGAUCUUCAUCAGAAGAGACAGACAAACAAAAACAAAACAGUGCUGGGAUCUGACCUUUCACACAAUGUUGUGGGGGAAAUUAAAAGCCUUCAGAUUAGUAGAUAGAAGGAUUUAAUCAGAGGAAUAUUGUAUUUACAAAACUGUACAGUGUAUAAAAA